AUGGACCCGGGAGAUCGAAAGCGUGGCUUUAGCAACGCCUUUCACCCAUCCAACGACCCGUAUCGCAAGGCACUGCGUAGCAUCACUGGCUCCACUGCUUCGAGUCGUCCAUCCUUCGACACGCCCAUUGUCAUGUUUGGCUCGAACAAAGAGAACAAGGAACCCUUCUUCAACACAACCACAGAGCUUAUGAAGCUUUUCGAUGCUCCUCAAUCACAUGUGCGCCAGCCACUAGGCCCCCGCUUCUUCGAGCCACAUGCAGAGCUCCCGUAUGACAGCAUGGACUUCACGAUGAGUGAAAACCCCAUACCUCUUUCGGAACAAGGCCACCAGAUCAACUCAUCUGCAGUCGGAUAUGGUUCAGACCCAUGUUCAAGCUCCCCGUUUGACGGCGUGCUGGCAUCGUGCUCUUACACAGAGCCUGGACCCGUCAUCUUCGAAGACCCAGACACCCCCGUCUAUGAUCAACUUGACCACACUGGCAAGGUGACCCCGACUGACCUGUCUUUUCAGGACUUGUCGCUGCAGGAAUCUCCAGAGACAUGGCUUCCAGGCCAGUGCCAGUCCCCGACUCGAGUCACCCGUACGAGUGUCUUCAUGGUGGAGUCCAAGUCUCUACAGCGAUAUUUCCCAACCCUCGAUCCAGAAGACAUAGCCAUAUACUUUGACAAAGGCAAGCAAGUCAUGAAAGUCAACAAGUACCUUCUCAGCAACGCAUCUCACUUCCUCGCCGCCAUGCUCAACGUACCGUCGCUCGAAGGCCACACGCGCUGCAUCCGUCUUCGAGAUGACUUCCCCUACGCCAUCGCCGCCAUGGUGCAGUUUAUCGAAAACGAUAUCUACGCCUUUGAUCCCAACAUGCGCACCCAGUACCCGCACAUCACGCUCCUGGACCUGCACAUCCACGCCUACAUUGUCGGCGCCAAGUACAGCGUGCACAGGCUGUGCGACCACGCCAUUGACGAGUACCUCAACAUUGGCCGAAUGAUCCUCAGCAUGGGCAUCCGUGUCCGCGACACCGACACAAUGGAUUUCCCAGCCGACCACUCGCCACAUGCGAACACGAACAGCCCCGUCUCGUCAGUCGUGAAUUCCUUUCUCGACUCCCUCGUGCUCAUCUGGCGCAACACGUCGCACCGCGAUGACGCGUUGCGCGAUGCGGUGCUCGAGCUGCUGAAGCCGCAGCUGCCGCAGCUCAUGCACCUGAAGUUCUUCCAGACACUGAUGAUGGAGAUGCCGGGGUUUGGCGACGAUGUCGUGCAGAGUCUGGCCGAGGAUGGCUUCGAUGUCAAGGCUUAUCCUGUGCUACCGGGUUUCCGCAAAAAGGGUACUGUCUGGUUCAGUGGCGCGUGAGUGAACUAGUUUGACGGCGGCGGGUUAGGUCUGGGAAUACAUGCGGCGUGGCAUGCACGUCAUGUGCAAUGCGGAGAUGGACAUGGUCAUGGAUGGGGUGAUGUGGCGGUCUGAG
Messenger RNA from Exserohilum turcica Et28A, 1468 nucleotides. RefSeq lists its product as uncharacterized. Bases 1 to 1353 code for a protein of 450 amino acids. Lineage: Eukaryota; Fungi; Ascomycota; Dothideomycetes; Pleosporales; Pleosporaceae. The record is from RefSeq and is a predicted model, not a curated record. The transcript is spliced from 3 exons.